This is a messenger RNA of Propithecus coquereli (Coquerel's sifaka), 3564 nucleotides long. It is a transcript of the gene PPIL2, whose product is annotated as peptidylprolyl isomerase (cyclophilin)-like 2. The record is from RefSeq and is a predicted model, not a curated record. Gene Ontology annotation, cellular component: catalytic step 2 spliceosome. The transcript has 20 exons. Gene Ontology annotation, molecular function: ubiquitin-ubiquitin ligase activity; peptidyl-prolyl cis-trans isomerase activity. The coding region runs from base 116 to 1681 and encodes 521 amino acids. NCBI's taxonomy places the organism in Eukaryota, Metazoa, Chordata, Mammalia, Primates, Indriidae. Gene Ontology annotation, biological process: protein polyubiquitination; protein folding; protein peptidyl-prolyl isomerization.
UUCCGGGGCGGGGGCCGCGGAACCCGGAAGUAGUCGUAGACCCGGGUAAGGCUCCUGGGUCUGAAUUGUCUUUCGUCGCUUUUCUGUGUUCACUGGUUCCCCCGCCGUCGCCACCAUGGGGAAGCGACAGCACCAGAAGGACAAGAUGUACAUUACCUGUGCUGAAUACACUCACUUCUAUGGUGGCAAGAAGCCAGAUCUCCCACAAACAAAUUUUCGUCGUUUACCUUUUGACCACUGCAGUCUCUCCCUACAGCCCUUCGUCUACCCAGUCUGCACCCCUGAAGGUGUUGUCUUUGACUUGCUGAACAUCGUUCCGUGGCUUAAGAAGUAUGGGACCAACCCCAGCAAUGGAGAGAAACUGGAUGGGAGGUCCCUGAUCAAGCUGAACUUUGCCAAGAACAGCGAGGGGAACUACCACUGCCCUGUGCUGUUCACCGUGUUCACCAACAACACCCACAUCGUGGCUAUCAGAACGACUGGUAACGUCUACGCCUACGAGGCAGUGGAGCAGCUGAACAUCAAGGCCAAGAACUUCCGAGACCUGCUGAGCGAUGAGCCCUUCUCCCGACAGGACAUCAUCACCCUGCAGGACCCCACCAACUUGGACAAGUUCAAUGUCUCCAACUUCUUUCAUGUUAAGAAUAACAUGAAAAUAAUAGACCCAGAUGAAGAGAAGGCCAAGCAGGACCCGUCUUAUUAUUUGAAAAACACAAAUGCGGAGACGCGGGAGACCCUGCAGGAGCUCUACAAGGAGUUCAAAGGGGACGAGGUUCUGGCAGCCACCAUGAAGGUCCCGGAGAAGAAGAAGGUGGACAAGCUGAAUGCCGCCCACUACUCCACGGGGAAGGUCAGUGCCUCCUUCACCUCCACUGCGAUGGUUCCGGAGACUGCGCACGAAGCAGCCGCCAUCGAUGAGGACGUGCUGCGCUACCAGUUUGUCAGGAAGAAGGGCUAUGUGCGGCUGCACACCAACAGGGGCGACCUCAACCUGGAACUGCACUGCGACCUGACACCAAAAACCUGCGAAAACUUCAUCAGGCUUUGCAAGAAGCAUUACUACGAUGGCACCAUCUUUCACAGAUCCAUCAGGAACUUUGUGAUCCAAGGCGGGGACCCCACAGGCACAGGCACAGGUGGGGAGUCGUUCUGGGGGAAGCCCUUCAAGGACGAGUUCCGGCCCAACCUCUCGCACACGGGCCGGGGCAUCCUCAGCAUGGCCAACUCGGGGCCCAACAGCAACAAGUCUCAGUUCUUCAUCACGUUUCGCUCCUGUGCUUACCUGGACAAGAAGCACACCAUCUUUGGACGGGUUGUUGGGGGCUUUGACACACUGACAGCCAUGGAGAACGUGGAGAGUGACCCCAAAACUGACCGCCCCAAGGAGGAGAUCCGCAUCGACGCCACCACCGUGUUCGUGGACCCCUACGAGGAGGCUGAUGCUCAGAUCGCUGAGGAGCGGAAGAAGACGCAGCUAGAGGUGGCCCCGGAGACCAAAGUGAAGACCAGCCAGCCCCAGGCGGGGAGCCAGGGCCCCCAGACGUUCCGCCAGGGGGUGGGCAAGUACAUCAACCCGGCAGCCACGAAACGAGCGGCAGAAGAGGAACCAUCCACCAGCGCAGCUGUCCCCGUGGCCAAGAAAAAGCCCAGCCAAGGUUUUGGGGACUUCAGCUCCUGGUAGCAGCAGGCUGGCCGCUCUGGGUCCCGGUAGGGAUGUGGGGCUGGGGGCUGCAUGUCUGUCCCUGAGUUUUCUGCCUUCCCAGGCUGCCAUCCAAUAAAGCUCUUGCCUAUUGCCUGGGGUCCCCUUUCCUGCCCCCGGGAGCCCACAGCCUCCCCAUCCCUCACCUGGUGCCCGGCGGCCUGGCCGUUUCCGAGGCCUCAGCGCCGCCCGAGCCCACUUCCCAGACCUCCAGGCACGGAACCUGCGCUAGACCCAGCCCGAGGCCCGGGCCUCUGGUGGGCAGGCCUGUGUCUCCCCACUCUGGUUUUCCUUUUUUUGAAAAAUUUUUUGUAGAGACAGUCUGUGGUGUCCAAGCUGUACUGAAAUUCCUGGGCCCAAGUAAUCGUCCUGCCUCCUGCUGGCUUUCUUCCCGUCUCUGUCAUCUUCUCAGGGACGGCCUGUUUACACACUCAGUGCCAUCACCUGGGACCUUGUUAGAGACAGAAGUUCUCUGACCCCAGGCCUUCUGACCCGGAGCGUCUGGGGGUGGGCUCCUCCAUCAUCUGCUUUGACAAACCCUCAGUGGCUUCUGAAUGCUGAAGUGUGAGGACCCUGGACUAGAGCACUGAUGUUACUUUCGAAAACCUGCCACCCCUUGCCUGGGCUCUGGGGGGACCGAACGUGCUCCUGCGGGCCUGCUCUGCCAGCCUGGCUCCCGUCCCAGGGCUGCCUGUCCUUGCGCUCGAGGACUCUGCUCCUAAUCCUGGCCUUUCCUGGCUUCCGGGCAGCAGCAGCAUGUCCUACCUUAGAGACCCCUCCUUUUCUCCCCAUUUUUCUGCUAAAUGUUUCCAAAAACUUUCCACUCACUGGCCCUCGCUGGCCUUUCGUCCCAUCUUCAGAGCCUGUGCAGGUCUGGCCUCCAUUCUCUGGGUCUUGGGCCCCACCCCUCCCUGGAGGCCAGGGAAACACAGGCCCUGUCCCCCACACACACACACUCUCCUCCUUGGGCCACCACCCCCUUCCCGUUCCUGACACUAAAUGCUGACUUAGGCGUGGUUUUUGGUUUUCUCCUUUCCCUCACCCAAAACCUUGACUCCGUCAGCAACUCUCGUCAGCUCUGACUUCUAGAAUGUACCGUGGCACUUCCUUCUCCCAUUUCUGAUGCUGCAGCAGCAGGCACGGCCCUUUGUCUCCCUGGAGAGGCUCCCACCCUGCCUGUCCCCGUGCUGCCCAGUGACCUGCAGCAGGCACAUCGGCCCCUGGCACCCUGCAUCAUGCAGUCACUGGCUUUCCUGGUGCCGGGAACAAGAUGCCUCUGCAGUGACCUCCCAGGCCCCCGACACCCUCUGUGCCAGGCCGGCCCAGGCAGGCGGGAACUCAGGCUUGCAGAUGGUUCACUUGCCAAACUGCGCCUGCCCGGGAGGGCCACAGCGGCCGGCUGUGGUGAGGACCUGCACCCACCUUGUAUGCCCUAUGGGGACAGCCUGGCCCACCUUUCUCUGUCCCCACGCACAAGCCCCCAUGGCAAUGGCAUCGAGCAAAGAAGCAUGGGGAGGUGCCAGGGGACCCCAAGGCCACCUUCUCCCAGUACCCUGCAGGAAGCCAGGGUUGGUCCAUCCGUAUGAGGGCACAGCUCCACUGUGGGCACGAGUUAAAACGAGACAUCAGACAUCGGAAGCUUUAUUUGUAAACCUCACACAGACAUGGGGCCAGGGCUGGAGGCGCGACUGAGGGUAGCCUGCGCACGAGCUCUGUGGUCCCAGGCCACUGCGUCUGGCCAGCCUCACCCAUGGCCUGAGAGGAGGCCUCAGGGCCAUGUGCUCACUCCAGGGGCAGAGCCUGCAGCGCCCCCAAACCAAGGGCCUUUGACAGAUGAGGGCUUACAUUUCUGUAGGUCGUUUUAG